AGCUAGAGAUAGCGUCUUCAUAUAUAGAAUUCUACACAGAUCACAUGGAUCGGAGACCACAGUGGAUUUUAUGGGUUGCCUUGAUCCAACUUUUCCUGAAUCUUAGCGACGCAAUGCUCAGUGGAAGGAAAAUCAGUGGCACUACUAGCAACACUCAUUCGGAUUUCAUAAGCAUUGACUGUGGAGCAAACGACGAAUACACUGACCGUCAAACUGGGAUUUCAUAUCAGACAGACGCAGGUUUUGUAGAGACAGGGUCUAAUACUAUGGUGGCACCUGAUGAGAGAUAUGACGUAUUUCAUCCUUAUUUUGGGAGACAACUGCAGACACUAAGAAGUUUCCCUGAAGGAAGAAGGAAUUGCUACACUCUGAAACCAAAACAAGGCAAAAACCAAAGUUACCUCAUCCGAGCUUUCUUCGCAUAUGGAAAUUAUGAUGGCAAAAAUCAAACUCCCUGUUUCGACUUAUACCUGGGUGUCAAUUAUUGGACAAAUGCUUGUCCGAUAAUUAAAAAUUCUUAUUUUACGGAGAUCAUCCACACUCCCACGACUGACACCAUCCAUGUUUGCCUUGUCAAGUCAGGCAAAGGAAUGCCUUUCAUUUCUACAUUGGAACUACGACCUCUCAACAAUUCUAUUUAUACAACUCCCUCCCCUUCUCAAUCACUUUUAGUUCUUGAAGCGAGAGUUAAUGUUGGCUACGUUAGUAAUAAUACAUCACUAUACAUCAGGUGGUACAUGGAUGACAUCUAUGAUCGUAUGUGGGGCGGGGACAACAAGUUGAACUUGACAGAUUGGCAUGUGUUCAAUAAAUCUGUGGAUAUUGAUCCCCAGAGAACAAUUGAUCCUUACAGAUUACCAGCAGGAGUUCUACUAUCUGCAGCCAAAUCAUCGAAUCGCUCCUCUCCUUUAAACUUUGACUGUGGUUCUUCUGGGGGCGGUCUAUUUCAAUAUUCUUUCACAUAUUUCGUCUAUUUUCAUUUUGUUGAAAUUGAGAAGCUUCCCCUUGGGCAGAAAAGAGUGAUCGAUAUUACUGUUAACGAUGAAAAAUUCCUCCCAAAGCCCAUAACUCUUGAAUACCUGAAGCCGCAGACCGUUUCUGCAGCUACAAAUCAAAGUUGUCUUCGUUUCAGCAUAAGUGCAACAUCAGAAUCUGCUGCGCCUCCAAUCCUCAAUGCAUUCGAGGUCUAUCAAUUAAAAUCACCUCUAACUUUACCAACAGACCAAAGAGACGUGGAUGCCAUCUGGGACAUCAAAAUCGCAUACAAAAUCUCUAAAUUGGAUUGGCAAGCUGACCCAUGUAUUCCCAAUUACGCAUGGGAGGGACUUAUGUGCAGUUCUGGCACCAGCCACUCUUACGCAAGGAUCACCUCAUUAAACUUGAGCACGAGCAAGUUAACAGGACACAUAAGUAUUUCAUUCUCAGAACUUACGGAGUUAGAGUCCCUGGAUUUGUCAGAUAAUAACUUAUCAGGAACAAUACCAGAAUUUCUAGCUAAAUUGCCGAAGUUGAAAGUCCUUAAUUUGAGAGGCAACGAGCUUACUGGUUCAAUUCCGAAUAUUCUGAAGGAGAAGUCAGAUUUGGAAAUGAGUUUGGAUGGUAACCCUGAUCUUUGCUUGACGGCUCGAUGCAAAAAACAUAAGUUCGCUAUUCCCCUGAUACCCUCUGUCUCUGCUUUGAUCGUUGUAAUCUUGGUUUUGCUUGGAAUAUGGAUCUUUAGGAUAAGAAGACUGAAAGGGAAUUUUACUAGGCAUGAAUCAUCAAAAUUAAGAAGUAAAGCAUUUUCUUACUCUAACGUUCUUGAGAUCACUAAUAACUCACAGAACUUAAUUGGAGAAGGAGGAUUUGGAAAGGUUUAUUUAGGCACUCUUAAGAAUGAUACUCAAGUUGCAGUAAAAUUACUUUCUCAAUCAUCAGUGCAAGGUCAUAGAGAAUUUCGAUCAGAGGUAGAACUCUUGAUGGUUGUUCAUCAUAGACACUUGGUCUCUCUGAUUGGGUAUUGCAAAGAAACUGGUGCAAGGGCAUUAAUUUAUGAGUAUAUGGCUAAUGGUGACCUCCGUCAACACUUGUCAGGUAACAACAGGCAUGCUUUGAAAUGGAAGAACAGGCUUCAAAUUGCACUAGAUGCAGCACGUGGAUUAGAAUAUUUGCAUGAUGGUUGUAAGCCAGCAAUAGUACAUAGAGACUUGAAGACUACUAACAUUUUGUUAGAUGAAAAUAUGGAAGCUAAGAUUGCUGAUUUUGGAUUGUCUAGAGCAUUUGCAAAUGAUAUCGAUAGCCAUGUCUCAACUCGUCCAGCUGGGACAAUUGGUUAUCUUGAUCCCGAGUAA
Neltuma alba is the source of this 2330-nucleotide messenger RNA. Its product is annotated as putative leucine-rich repeat receptor-like serine/threonine-protein kinase At2g19230. The transcript is spliced from 12 exons. The record is from RefSeq and is a predicted model, not a curated record. Gene Ontology annotation, biological process: protein phosphorylation. Gene Ontology annotation, molecular function: ATP binding; protein binding; protein kinase activity. NCBI's taxonomy places the organism in Eukaryota, Viridiplantae, Streptophyta, Magnoliopsida, Fabales, Fabaceae. The coding region runs from base 45 to 2330 and encodes 761 amino acids.